This is a messenger RNA of Sinocyclocheilus grahami, 1006 nucleotides long. RefSeq names its product zinc finger protein 106-like. Gene Ontology annotation, molecular function: SH3 domain binding; RNA binding. Gene Ontology annotation, cellular component: membrane; cytosol. The record is from RefSeq and is a predicted model, not a curated record. Lineage: Eukaryota; Metazoa; Chordata; Actinopteri; Cypriniformes; Cyprinidae. Gene Ontology annotation, biological process: insulin receptor signaling pathway. Bases 1 to 888 code for a protein of 295 amino acids. The transcript is spliced from 10 exons.
AUGCUCCAUAGUCAUAUCGUCCUGUCGUUAGGCUGUGAGAUCGCCGAUCAGGGCUGUAGCUGGAGUUUGUUUGUAGAUGUCCAGACAACAGAGUGUGUGGAACAGCUGUCGCUCCCAGAUCGAGUGCUUUGUCUUCAUAAUCGUUGGAAAAUUCUCUAUGCCGGUCUUGCCAAUGGCUCUGUGAUCACCUGCAGUCUUAGGAACAACAAGCAGCUGGAUGUGUUCGAGUGCCACGGCCCGCGGGCUGUUAGUUGCCUGGCGACGGCUCAGGAAGGGGCUCGACGUAUCCUGCUGGUCGGCUCUUAUGACGCCACCAUCACCGUUAGAGAUGCUAAGAGUGGCCUGCUGCUGCGAACGCUGGAGGGCCACAGCAAAACUGUGCUCUGCAUGAAGGUGGUGAAUGAUUUGGUGUUCAGUGGCUCAAGUGAUCAGUCUGUACAUGCUCAUAAUAUUCAUACAGGAGAAUUGGUGAGGAUCUAUAAGGGUCACAGUCAUGCCGUCACUGUGGUGGCCAUACUGGGAAAGGUGAUGGUCACAGCAUGCCUGGACAAACUGGUCCGUGUGUACGAGCUCCAGUCUCAUGACAGACUUCAAGUAUAUGGUGGACAUUCAGACAUGGUGAUGUGUAUGGUCAUCCACAAGAGCAUGAUCUACACAGGCUGCUAUGAUGGGAGCGUGAGAGCUGUCAGAUUGAACCUGAUUCAGAACUACCGCUGCUGGUGGUACGGUUGUACGCUGAUCUUUGGCGUGAUGGAGCACCUGCAGCAGCACCUGCUGAACGACCACACCAGCCCAGCACAGCAAGCAUUCAAAUGCCGCUGGAGGAACUGCGACACCUUCUUCACCACCCGCAACGGCUCCAGACAGAGGAGGAGUAAUGAUGUGUGAAGUUUCCAGAGCUGGUGUUCAGUGUGGGCUGAGGUACAGUGAAAGAGGUAACAGUAGUCUGGCACAUUGAGUGUUGAGGUAAGAGCUGGUAGUUCUGGUCCUUGCCGAGUCCGGGCUC